Molecule: messenger RNA, 1437 nt
Organism: Phytomonas sp. EM1
Lineage: Eukaryota; Euglenozoa; Kinetoplastea; Trypanosomatida; Trypanosomatidae
Source: the annotation of a GenBank genome assembly
AUGCUUCUUUGGCUAUACUACACUAAUGAUUCGAGCGGAACCUCAUUGACCCCAUCGGUGCUUCGUUCUGGUGGUACGCAGGAUAUAUUUGUUCGCUCCACAGGGCCUCGCGUGGUGAUUUUCAUCAUGAGUAAUGAAUUUGAUGAUUCCAUUUGUUAUUCCGUUGGCUCGGCCUAUCUAAGCGGUCUACCCGUGGUGGUUGCCGGUUAUCAGAUGCUUUUUGAGAAUUUUUUGUCUAAAUUUGACUUUAUGGAGGCGGCCAUCGGAAAUGCGGAGUUGCAGCCAGAAGACGUGGUUAUUGCGAUGAACUCAGCGACCAUUUUCAUGGGUGAUGACAUUAAUCCGUUCCUGGAUCGCUUCAUUGCGCAGUCCGCUGCGACGCCUGAGGAGCUGGAUGUGGUAGCUGUACGGCAGGGCCGUGCGAUGGCACCACUCUUUGUUGGUGCGGAGGCUAUCUGCUGGGCACGGGAUGUAUUUGAUUACAUGGAUAAUUGCAAAACUGACUAUGAAACUGUCUACAGCAAGGUGCGGAAGUAUGCCGCUGCUUACCCAGAGCAUGAGCUCAGCCUGCCUUUUGACUUAUCCCCGCAACGUCAUCUAAGCUCUGGUGUUGUGGUUGCCCGUGUGUGGGCAUACAAGGAGUUCCUGCAGAAGGCGAAAAAUUUCACAAGGACGCAAACCCCACGAGUAAAUCCCCCAAAAGGAUGGCGUUGUGAUCAGUCUGUCUACACAUCGCUCUACUUGGAUCACAUCGCGUGGGAGGUCGAGCGUGACGUCUUCUCGAUGCCAUCGCAUGAGCGGCAGGGGGCACGGUCCCCCUAUGGUGUGCGUGCAGGCUUCAUUGGGCUAGACUUCGUCAACGUGUUCUCAGGUUACGGCGAGUUAGACUCCCCAUACACAUCCGAGAUGCACGAUGAGCACUGGGCGAAGUACCUGCCUGCGGACGGACUUAAACACUCGCACUCGAACGAGGUAACAGUUCUUUGGCAUAUUGGCUUGUUUGUAGGCCGCCUAUACCGGCGAGCGUACGCUGCACACGGUGAUGGGAUUUUUACGAAGCUGGCGUUGCCCAGGUGGGAUGGAGGGAGGAGGGUUUCCGGAGAGUUUCACAUCGCCCUCACUCCGCCGCUGUGGGCGAUCAAGCUGAGACCCAUAGACACAGUCGGCAACACGACGCGCCAUUCGUACCCAUUAGUUUUCCACGCAGCAGAUGAUUCGAUUGGGUAUGCGAAAUUGGUAGAUAUGGAUAAUGGUGCUGUAGGCGCAAGGUGGUCGGUGCCGAUGGCGCGCAAUCCCGAGGCGAGGCGUCAGGCGAUGGAGUAUCUGGCAUCUGUGCCAUUGUUUCUGUCCACGAGUAACUCCAUUAUUCGAGACUCCUACCACGCCAAAUGCGUCUUCCCAUUUGAUAGAAUGAUUGAAACCGUGCAGUAUCUUUGA